CUCUUUAUCUCCCUCCCUCCUCCCUCGCCACACCCUGCCUGCCUGUCGGUGCUGUGGGUGCGUGCGGGAAGGGAGGGAGGGACGGAGGGAGGGAAGGAGCAGGGCGGUGGAUUAGCGGCGCGGCCGAAGCGGGGCCCCGAGCUCACACAAAGCGGCGAGCACGCGGACAGCUCCGGUGCUGAAUUCGGCGUGACGGGAGGCGCGUGGCAAGCGAGCGAACAAGCGAGGGGAACGUUGCACUCCAGCCGUACUGACAUAUUGCGCAGAGGUAAUAAGUUGGUUGCUUCAAGUGACGACGACGACGAUGAUGAUGAUGUUGAUAAUAAUCCUACUUUUAAAAAAAUAAAAAGAAAACCCACCCCACGUGUGCGUCACUGGACGACACGGGGAAACGAGAAAACAUUCCGUGAGUGAUGCGUACAACUGUAUGGUGGAAUUAUGCGCGUUUAUUUCACGACUUAAUAGUGAUUUGCGAGGCGUGGCCCCCAGAGCGAGUGUGGAUUGGAAUACGAUCAUCAAUCUCGCCAGCCAGUGAGGCUCAGCAGCGUCGUUCUAUCUAAGCCGCCCGUCCGUCUUGGGAAUCGGCGCGGAAUAAAUUGCUGUAAAUAAAUUGCAGGCGCACGCGAACAAGAAGCCAGGUCAUUUAGGAUAGACGGAAGGCAUUUACUAUUAACUGUAUACACGCCCCGCCCGCUCAUACCCAAAUUUGACAUCUGCUCCACCCAUGCAGCUUAGGCUCAUUGUCCUCAUUGGCUGUUGCCUUGCUACCAUCUGUGACGGUGGUCAGACAAAGACAAGCAUUCUCAUAUAAGAGGUGAUGAGCACGAGAGAUGCUACUACACAGAAGGACUCGAGCCUCUGCUCCCCUCCCCACGCGUUGCUACAGCUUCACCUGCAUGCCCCCAAAGUGCUUGGGCUAAACCUGCAGAGUGUUGCAUACUGCGAAGCGAUUUUUUGGGGGGGGGAGGGGGGGGGUGCAAGGGUGCAGCAGUGCCUUAAUUUACCCUUAACGGUGCCUUGCACAAACCACGUCACCAAGAUGCCGAAAGGAUUUUUAGUGAAGAGGAGCAAGAGGGCCAGUGCCAUGUCUUACCGGCCCCGUGCCGGUGAAGACAAUAGCUUGAGCCCUGCAAUGUGGCUAUCCCCGCCAGACAGCACAUACCCGGUGAACCUGGGCACCACCUGCACGGCCGUGGCCCCUCUGCCCUCCAGCUAUCCACCGCCGUGCUCUUCCGCUUUCUCUGGCCGUGACCAGGAGCCAUCUGUGGGGUUUGGCAGCCCGGACUCUGGCUAUGCCUCUUACAGUCCCACCAGGGCCGUGAGCCGAGAGGACGCGGUGUUGGGUUCGCCAGCGUCGGCUGCGCCCUAUCCCGGCCAAAGCGUCUUUCCUAGCCUCGAGCAGAUGCUGCUGGCCGCGCCUUCGGCUCUGCAGCCAAGCAACGUGGAGCUGAAGCCGAGGUCGGGCCUCCCGAGCAGCUCGCCCACGGUGGGUGCCAAGCGGCCCUCGCCCGAACCCGCCGAGCGCAAAAGUAGCAAAGUGGCCGCAAAAAAGCCCAAGGCGGCGCGGAGGUUAAUCUUCGAGGACAACGUGACCAUCUCGCCCGUGCUGGGGCUGCGGAUCAAGGAGGAGCCCGUGGACGCGAAGCCCAGGUCCUCCCGGCCCAUGGGGGGAGGGUACGUGUGUCAGCUGUGCAAGGAGGAGUACGGGGACCCGUUCGCGCUGGCGCAGCACCGGUGCUCGCGCAUCGUUCGAGUCGAGUACCGCUGCCCCGAGUGCGACAAAGUGUUCAGCUGCCCGGCCAACCUGGCUUCCCAUCGGCGCUGGCACAAGCCGCGUCCCAGCCCAGCGAGCGCCACGCCAGGGGGGAAAGCGGACGCGGAGGUGCCGACUGCUGGGACCGCCGCCGCGGCCGCCGCCACCGCCGCUGUUGCUGCUGCUGCUGCUGCCGCCGGCGCCGCUCACAGCGACGUCUCAAGCGACCGGGAGAUGCCGAGCCGCGCCUCCACGCCCUCGGAAGCCGGCUCCGAGGACGGGCCCUACGAGUGCCCGCGCUGCAGCAAGAAGUUCCGGCGGCGCGCCUACCUGCGCAAGCACCUGCAGAGCGUGCACGAGGCGGCCGUGGUCGAGGCGGUCACCUCGUCGUUCCCUUGCCAGCUGUGCGACGAGGUGUUCUCGGUCCCCGAGGGCCGCGAGCAGCACCUGCUGGAGCACGGGUUGCCUCGGAGCGGCGGUGCCGGCGGCGGCGGUGGCGGCGGUGGCAUUGCCUCGGCGUUCACCGCGCAGGCGACCUACGUCUUGGACAGAGAUGGUGCGUCCGAGCAGCGGCUCGCCCUUCACCCACGGGACCUCUUCCCUUGCAAGUUCUGUCCCGCGACAUUCUACAGCUCCCCGGGACUCACGCGCCACAUCAACAAGUGCCACCCAUCUGAGAACCGCCAGGUGAUAUUGUUGCACAUGCCCCUGCAGCCGACUUGCUAGGCAAAUUAAAAAAAAAUGGAAAAUUCGUCGGAGCGCUUGUCACGUGCCUUGUCGAUUUCAGAGAGAGAGGGAAAAAAAACGUCGUAUAAAGCCUUCGUCGAGACUGAAUGUUCACAACGAGAAGAGUUGUUGGGGACACCGCUGACUGACCUCCGCUCAAUUAAACUCUCUCCUUGAAGCGCCGAAGGGUAAUGGGAGCAUUCACGGUACUUAACAAGGUUACUCAGCUUUUUUUCCCCCUCCCGUAGCGAUUAGGAUGCAGUUAUAGCACGAAGCUUUUGUAACACUGUCGCCUUAGCAUAUAGAAAAGCCAAAUGUAGGUUACGGGAGCUCUUCACGAUAUUACUUUUCGUGGCUUAUUAAUGUGUGUAAAUAUUUGGUGAGAACCGCGUUUUUUGCUAUUUAUAGGAGAGAAUAUUAAAUUAAGCGUAGUAACUGUAUUUUAUUAAAACAAAUAUUUUGUAAUGUACUUUUCUAUAGAUGUGCUUAAAUAUAAAGUAGAAUGUACUAUUUUUGCAGCUUCGUACAAGUAGAGAAAUAAAGUUUUAUCUAUCAUGUUUAGGACAUAUCGUGUGCAAAUCGUUGCAACUAGACACAGGCCCACGACUUUGUACGCCGAAUGGCUAUUUACUUAUUGCAAUUCACGAUUAGAGGCCCUAUUUUUAAAACGCAGUUUUGCUACUGUUUUUUGUGUACUAGAUAUUCUAGCCUUCCAAAGUGUACAUGAAAUGUCACCGCUUAAUUACGUAAGUAAUUGUACUCUUGUUUUACAAGUUUUAUUGCGGAAAGCAAUGUCUGUUUUUGAGACCCGUUUGUAUAGAUUUCGAUUCAAUAAAUUCCUGUCCUGUU
Petromyzon marinus (sea lamprey) is the source of this 3328-nucleotide messenger RNA. Its product is annotated as insulinoma-associated protein 1a. Gene Ontology annotation, cellular component: nucleus; transcription repressor complex. Gene Ontology annotation, biological process: regulation of cell cycle process; negative regulation of transcription by RNA polymerase II; neuron differentiation. The record is from RefSeq and is a predicted model, not a curated record. Gene Ontology annotation, molecular function: RNA polymerase II cis-regulatory region sequence-specific DNA binding; DNA-binding transcription repressor activity, RNA polymerase II-specific. NCBI's taxonomy places the organism in Eukaryota, Metazoa, Chordata, Hyperoartia, Petromyzontiformes, Petromyzontidae.